AUGGCUACCGAUAUUGCGUUAUAUGCUGACCGCCUGGCUCAGAAAGAGCAUGAAUUAAUUGAGCUUCAAGCUACAUUUAACAAGUAUAAAUUAAAGAGCAAAGUGAAAUUUGAUCAGCUAAGAAAAGAAGUUAGUGCUUACUGUAGUGAUCACGGGUAUUCGAUCGACGAUAAAGAGAACAAUGCUUUACUACUGAUUCGGUUGGCUGAAACCGAGGUGGAGCUGGAUGCUGCCUGCAGAGAAGCAGAAGCUCUCCGUAAGGAAAUGUCCAAGAAGCAAACACAGCUCAAUGAUCAGCUCAUUCUCAUCAGGGUCUGUGAACUUAUCUACAUUUCAGGAGCCUUUUUAAUGCAAUCAAGUUUCAGAACAUGGAGGAACAGCUUCGUGCGAUUCAACCUUUAA
Messenger RNA from Strongylus vulgaris, 402 nucleotides. The record is from the annotation of a GenBank genome assembly. NCBI's taxonomy places the organism in Eukaryota, Metazoa, Nematoda, Chromadorea, Rhabditida, Strongylidae.